Messenger RNA from Stegodyphus dumicola, 605 nucleotides. Its product is annotated as putative RNA-binding protein 46. NCBI's taxonomy places the organism in Eukaryota, Metazoa, Arthropoda, Arachnida, Araneae, Eresidae. Gene Ontology annotation, molecular function: RNA binding. The record is from RefSeq and is a predicted model, not a curated record.
GUAGGUGACAGUUUUGUACGUGAGGAAUUUGAUGAUGAACACGACGGAGGAGAAAUUAAAAGAAAUCUUCUCUAUCACCGACACAUUGAAAGUAGACAAGGUGAAAAAAUUGAGAGACUUUGCCUUCGUCCACUUUAGAACAAGAGAAGACGCUGAAACCGCUCUCGAGAAACUAAACAAUGUAGAAAUUGACGGAAGCACAGUCGAAGUGACGUGGGCUAAGCCUCCCGACAGAAUUUCAAGGCCCAAAUGUCACUCCAGGCCACACCAGCCUAUUCCAAACAUGGGUCCUUUUCUCUAUGGACCACAAGGAUUUGAUUCUUACACCGCACAUAUUCCUUUUACGAAUUGUCCCAGCAGGAGUGGUCUUUUGUACAGGGUACCACCGUUCAGAGGCAGAGGGAGAGGUGCUGCUGGAAUGAGGCGAUUUAGGAACUUCAAUUCCGGUGCAAAUCCCGGCCACUUCAAACCUCCAGAGGUUGGUUUACCUCCACAUCCUCCACAUUAUCCUCAGUACCAACCAAAUAAAUUGGGUAGGUUACCCGAUAAAAAUGAGCCAUAUCCUCAAGAGUAUGUAUUCAUGCCCAUGGCACCUGGAGCCGAAG